Messenger RNA from Hyaloscypha bicolor E, 348 nucleotides. RefSeq lists its product as uncharacterized. Lineage: Eukaryota; Fungi; Ascomycota; Leotiomycetes; Helotiales; Hyaloscyphaceae. The record is from RefSeq and is a predicted model, not a curated record. The transcript is spliced from 2 exons. Bases 1 to 348 code for a protein of 115 amino acids.
AUGCGCGUCCACAAGAUUGGUCUCUCCUUGGCAGUCGUGGGAACUGCUACUCUCCUCAUCGAAGCUCUCCCAUUCAUGUGGAGCGCAGGGAUUCCCCCCAAAAAAGGAAAAGAUAAUGGAAAAUAUGACGGCCAUGGGGAUGGUAUUGAGAAGGACAAAGAAGACGAAGAAUGUAAUGAUGACAAGAAAGACAAGGGGGCAAAGAAAUCCAAGCCUUCCAAGGGAUAUUUGACCCAGCAAAACUCUCCAAUGGUGUUUCUAGCUGAUAAUACGAAAGAAAACUUCACAACCGUUGUGAGAGAACUCCUCCAAUUUCUCAGAAACCGCUUUCGAAUACUGUAUAAAUAA